Molecule: messenger RNA, 5767 nt
Organism: Schistosoma margrebowiei
Lineage: Eukaryota; Metazoa; Platyhelminthes; Trematoda; Strigeidida; Schistosomatidae
Source: the annotation of a GenBank genome assembly
AUGAACAUUUAUCAAACGACAAAUUUUGAGGUAUUUUAUAAUUUAGCCAGAGGUCACCGAUUUUUUAAAACUAAACUUGUGUAUUCGUUAGUGACAAGAUAUAUAAAAAAUAGUAUAACUGAAAAAAAAUCAACAUUCAUGCCAAUUCAACAUUUUCCGUUGGAUACAACCAGUUCUACUCCAUCACCUUCAAUUCAAAUAACUAAUGGAACUGAAUGUAAAGUAUUGAUUGCUAUUACUGUUCCAACACGUAAUUGGAAAUACAUAUUCAAAGUUCGUACAGAUAUAUUAAUUGGUGAAUUAAGAAAACAAGCAAUUGAAACAUACAAUUUAAAAGAAUUAGAUUUUAUUAAUUAUGGUUUAUAUUUACCACCAGAAAGUGGGAAAAAAGGCAAAUUUUUACAAGAUGAACGAAUUAUAUCAGAAUAUCCACAAUUAGUUGCUAUGAAAUUAAAUCCAUAUAAUGAUAAUCAAUUAUUACAUGAAAUAGAAUCAAAUGGAUUAAUGAAUGAUAAAAAAUCUAAAGAACCUGUUGUAUUAGAGCUUCUACCAAAAAUUCGUUUUGUUGAAGAAUAUCGUCUAGAAGGAUCCAAAUCAACAACUAAACGAAUUCAUUCUAAACAUCAUCAAAAGCGGUUAUUAUCUGCCAUAAAACGUAAUGAUAUUGGACGUGUUACAGAUUUAUUAGAACAAGGUUUAGAUCCAAAUUUUCAAUAUCCAUCUAGUGGAGUAAUCCCAUUAGGUUGUGCAGCAGAAUUAACUGAUCCACGUGAAAUGAUAUUACAACUUGUUAAUGCUGGAGCACAUUUAGAUUAUCGUGAUUCAGAUACAAUGACUGCAUUACAUAGAGCUGCAAUCAAUGGAAAUUUAAAAGCUAUUGAGGUAUUUUUAGAAUUGGGACAAAAUCCUAAUGUACGUGAUAGAAAUGAUUUAACACCAUUAUAUUAUGCUUGUUCAGAAGAUAUUCAACCAGAAUGUAUACAACGUUUAUUAUUUGAUCAUGCUAUACUUGGUGUAACCGAUGAUAAAGGUAGACAAGAAAUUCAUCAAGCUUGUUUAAAUGGUCGUAGUAAAACAUUAAAACAAUUAAUCAUUUAUGGAGCUGAUUUAAAUGCACAAGUUGAAAAUCAUAAUACACCAUUACAUUUAUGUGUAUUAGCUGAUGAAAUGGAUUGUUUAAAUUUAUUAUUACGUUAUGGUGCAUCACCAACAUUAAUUAAUUCAUCUGGACAAACUCCAUAUGAAUUAGCUAUACUUAUUGAACGGAUGAAUUUAGCAAAUAUUUUACAAAAUUUUGAUGAACAUUUAGUUGAGGGAAUUGAUCAAAAACCUGUAUACAAUAAAGAUAGACGACCGACAAUUCAUGGACCAAGAGCAGUGUAUGACAGUGUUCACUUACUUCAAUAUAAUCAUAAUAGUAACCAUAGUAACAGUAAUAAUAAUAAUGAUAAUAAUAAUAAUGGUAACAUAAUAAGUACACGUAAACCAAGUAAACCAAUGUCAGUAGACAGAGAAUUACCUCCAACUCCUUAUCAAAGAUGUUUAUCAUUUGACAUGAAUGAUUUAAGACAACUUACACCAAAACGAAUCAAUCAAUAUGUAUUUCAUAAUAAUAAAAUUGAAUCUCGAACACCAGAUAUAAUUAGACGUAAUAAUGUUGAUAAAAAAGAAGCUACUAUUAAUAAUAAUAAUAAUAAUAAUAAUAAUAAUAAUAAUAAUAAUAAUAAUAAUAAUAACAGACCAUCAUUAUCUAUUCGACGACAAGUGACAUAUGGUAAUGAUAAUGAUAAUUGUGGAGGAACGAUUUAUAAUGAUAAUAAUUCACAAGAUAUUUUCAAAUUUCCUCGACGAUUAAAUUUCCUAAGACAACGUUAUCCAAACUAUCGUAUACGUUCAAUCAUUUUGGAACGUGGAAUAACUGGUUACGGUUUUAUUAUGCAAGGAUCAGAUAAUUUUAAAGAACGAUCAUUUAUUGCUAACAAUUUACCCAGUCAAAGGAUUUUGAGCGUUCAACCAAAUAGUAAAGCUGAAAAAGCUGGACUUGUACCAGGCGAUUAUAUACUUGAGAUUAAUGGUAUGGAUGUUUAUGAUGCAACACAUACACAAGUAGUUGAUUUGAUUACAACAACAAGAGAUAUAUUACAAUUGAAAAUUAUCAACUUUCAACAGUUACCAGAAAUUCAAUCAAGAGUUAUUAACGGUAAUCAUAGUAAUAGUAAUAAUAAUGCUACUACUAAUAAUAGUAUUAUUACUAAUACAAAUCUCAACUACAAUGAUAACAAUACUAGAAUAAUGCAUCGAACUAGUUUUUUACGUGCUGAUCUUAGACGACGUAAUACACAACGUUCUACAAGUGUUGAUAUGGCAUGGAAUACUCGACAACUUAGUAUUGAUAAUAAUACAAUGGAUAAUAAUCAUAACAUUACCACUACUACUACUACUACUACUACUACUACUACUAAUAAUAAUAAUAAUAAUAAUAAUAAUAAUAAUAAUAAUAACUAUCGUCGAUCAAUUCAGUCACUGAAUAUAAGUAAAACUAAUUAUUUAGAAAGAAAACCUCAAUCAGCUGUUUUAAUCAUUAAAGAUGAAACUGAACAGUCGAAAGAUUCAUCAAGAACAACAAUAACAACAACAACACAACCACUGUCAACUGCAUUAUCAUCAUCAUCAUCAUUAUCAUUAUCAAUUUCAUCAUCAUCAACAUCAUCAUCAUUAUCACCACAUAUUAAUAAUACACAUGGUGAUAUUACUAAUUUCAAUUAUAGUAGUAAUUAUAAUAAUCAACUUGAAUGUAACAUAUCAAAAUCAUCAAAUUUAUUGUUAUCAAAUGAAAUGAAAAACUCUGAACUUGAUCCAUCAACAAUAACAACAAGUUUACAUAAUGAAUUAACUAAUAGACAAGAUAAGUAUAAAUUCACUACGAAAUCAUUGUCAUCUUUAACAACAUCAACAACAACAACAACAACACCAUCAUCAUCCUCAUCAUUCUCUACCCAACAUCUUUUAUAUUCAUCAUCAUCAUCAUCUGUAUCAUCAAAAUAUAAACAAGAUAAUAAGAUGAUGAAUACAUUAAAACAAUAUCAUAAUAAUUCAUCUGAUCAUAAAUGGGAUUCUGAAUCAGAUUUAUUAAAUAUAUCAGAAAUCAGUGAAAUUUCUGUUAUAUCUAUGAAUGAUGAAACAUUGAACAAUAAUAAUAAUAAAAUGGUAGAAUAUAAGAAACAAUCAAAUUUUAUAAAACCAUCAACAAUUAACAUAUUAACACCGUUAUUAUUGUCGUCAACGUUGACGUCGACAUCGUCAUCAUCAUCAUCAUCACCAGUAAAAAAUAAAUUGACGAAUAAAGUCAACUUUGAUAUGAAUGGUAAAUUGAGAUCAAUACAAUCGGAACCAUAUCUUCAUCAAAUGAAAGCUGAAAGGAACAAUCAUAACAAUAAGAAUAAUUAUAAUAAACAUUCUUGUAAUGAUAUCGAAGCCUCUACAGUACAGAAAGCUCCAAUCAAUAAUAACUUGAAAAUAAAUGGUCAUGAAAUUGAUGAUGAUGAAUCAGAUUCAUGUUUAAUUUAAUUAACAAAAAUAACUAAUGAUUACAUAAUUAUAAAAAGUAUUCCAGUGAAAUAAUCAAGUCAGAUUCCAAAUUCAAUUAAUCGUAUAGAAAAAUAAUGACGUAACCAUCCACGCACACUCACUCACAUUCACUCACACACACUCAUAAACAAACAAACAAACAAAUAAGUAAACAAACAAUAAUUUAUUUGCAUUUAUUCAAAAUUCUUUUGUUACUUAUUUUAUAGUCAACUUUUUAUACUACUAAUAAAUCAUGAAUAAUACUACUGAUAUUCAUAAAUAAUAAUGAUUAUAUUAAACAUUAUUUAUCAUCAUGAUCAUGAUGAUGAUCAUCAUUUCCAUUAUCAUUAUGUGAAAUAUAAAGAUUGAUUUAUACAUAAAUGAAAUAAUAUUACAUCAUAUAUACAUACAAUACAUGUUCCAUAAUGUACUUUAAUAAUAUUGUAACAAGAAGGCAAUCUAUUAUUAUUAUUAUUAUAUCAUUUAUGUUGCUUAUUUAAACAAUCAUAAUAAUAACAUUGAAUAUUGAAUAUUAAAUAUUGAACAUUGAAAAUAUUAGUAAAAAUGAUUGAAUUUUUUGUCUGGCAAAAUUAUAAUUUAUGAAUGAACCAAUCAAAUAUUCGAUGACAAGUUUUGGGAUUUUAGGCGCGAAAUUUUAUUUAUCCAAUUUGAUUAAAAAUAGAAAAUUUUUGAUGUUACUUUAUGAGAAGAAAAACUCCCGAAAUCUAAUUGUUAACCUUUAAUCAUUAUCUGUAAAUGAUCAUUCAAUUCCUUUACACAUGUUCACACAUGAUUCUAAUUAUUAAAUGGACAGUCAUACGAUUAGUCUGACAUCACUCAAACAUUAACCAUAAAUGACAGUCUUACGAAUUUUCUUCAAAAAGAAAAAGAAAAAAAGAAGAAAGAAAACUUUGAAAUAAUCUUUUGACAUUCCAAUUUCUUUGUUGUUUUUGUUUUUGUUUCUUUAUCAUUUUUAAUAAUAGAUCAUAAUAAAUUGAAUUGUAUUUCUCCUUCUUUUCUUUUUGUUUCUUUUCUUUUUUUUAAAAAAAAACAAAAAAAGAAAAGAAAAGUUGAACAGAUUAUAUUUUAAAUAAAUAAAAUAGAUGUUCAAAAGUUAAAUUAUUAUUUAAACAAAAAAAUAAUCAUUUUCUUUUAAAGUUCAGAAAACAAAAACAAAAAAAGAAAAGAAAAAAAGAGAAAAGAAGAGGAACUAAUAUUUAAUGAAAUAAAGAUACCAUCUUCUUUUUUUCUCUCUCUUUUAAUACAAUAAUGAAUUAUUAUAAAUUUCAAUAUUAUGUAAUAUGUUCAUAUGAAUAUUCUAUGGAUAGAUUUUCAUUUUACGAAUCAAUAUAUCUGUUUGAUCAAUUCGAUAUGGUGAUGAUGAUGAUGAUGAUCAUGAUGAUUGUGAUCAUGAUCAUGAAUGUUGACAAAUAUUUUUUUUCAUAAUGACUUUCAUAUACUUUAAUUCUAAUCUGUUUGAUCUUCAUUUACUUACUUACUUAUUUACUUACUUGCUUACUUACUUACUUACUUACUUACUUACUUACUUACUUACUUACUUACUUACUUACUUACUUACUUACUUACUGACUGACUGACUAACUGACUGACUGACUUGCGCUUUUUACUCCUAAUGGAGGUUUGAUCUUCAUUUAAACAAUGAUUUAUUAUUAACAUUAUUAUUUUUUUUAUUUUAUGCAGUGAUUAUCUUAUCUUAUCUAUACAUUGUGUAUAGUUUCCUUUUCUUACCUUUCAGUUUCAAUUUUAUACUUUUUAUAUAAAUUCAAUUUUUAAUGAUGAAUAGGGCGAGUUAUUUUUUGGGUUUGUUAUUUAACUUUUACGAUAUUAGUCUAGAUCAGAUCUACAAUGCGUCGUUGAGAACGGUUUUGCUCUAUCCUUAUGAAACCGGAUUUCUCUCAGUUGAGAAUAUUACACAACUCUUUGUUUGUUUGUUUGUUUUGUGUGUGUGUGUUUGUGUUUGAUUAUCGUUGUCAUUGAAGCAUUGGUGAUAUGCAAUCGUAAUACCAUGUUAGUAAUGAGAAGCUUCGGCAUCGUGUAUUUCAGCACAGUAAUAAUCAUUCAAUUUGGUGAUCAAUCAAUAUCAUUAUUCAUCAUACUUAUUGUUUAUUUCUAGUGAUUUAUUCUACUCAUAGUUAAGUUAUUCUUAUUCAAUAUGAAUAUCAGUCUAUUUCAAUCUAUU